CUGCCCGACGCCCCCAUGCCCGACGCCAUCCUCGAGCUCCUGCACCAGGAGACCGACACACCGGAAGACGCGGUCGAGGCCGUGGAGAAAAAGGACCCGCCGCCGCCGCCCAUGAACUUCAACUACGACUACGACGACGCCUUGCCCCGGAGCGAAGCCACCAGCGCCCCCUCCCCCAACGUCCUACUGAACCGCGCUGCCGUCGCCACGCCGUCGUCGACGGUGUUCUUCCUCGAGGACGCGGUGCGCGUCGGGGAGAGCCUGCCCUUCCACAGGAUCCAUCGGGCCACCGCCGCUGCCGAGGCGUCGGCAGAGCAGCCGCUGGAGCUGUACGCCGUCCGCUCCGUGAGGGCGGUCGAGGGGUCCAGUUUUGUGUUGUGCCGGGGUGAAGCCGGCGAAGGGGCAGUGUACGGGUGCCGCGCCACCGGCCCGGCGAGGGCCUACGUCCUGUCCCUGGCCGGCGAGCGCAGGGACGCGGCCAUGACCGCGGUUGCCGUGUGCCGCACCAACGCGUCCCCGUGGGACCCGGAGCACGCCGCCUUCCGGCUCCUCGGCGUGAAGCCCGGCGGCGCGGCGAUCUGCUACGCGGUGACGGACGCGCAGGUCAUGCCGGCCAUGAACGGGAAGAGCCCCGCCGCCAACUAA
Messenger RNA from Hordeum vulgare subsp. vulgare (domesticated barley), 645 nucleotides. RefSeq names its product BURP domain-containing protein 15-like. Bases 16 to 645 code for a protein of 209 amino acids. The transcript has 2 exons. The record is from RefSeq and is a predicted model, not a curated record. NCBI's taxonomy places the organism in Eukaryota, Viridiplantae, Streptophyta, Magnoliopsida, Poales, Poaceae.